Haplochromis burtoni (Burton's mouthbrooder) is the source of this 5397-nucleotide messenger RNA. RefSeq names its product kelch-like family member 5 (gene klhl5). NCBI's taxonomy places the organism in Eukaryota, Metazoa, Chordata, Actinopteri, Cichliformes, Cichlidae. The record is from RefSeq and is a predicted model, not a curated record. Gene Ontology annotation, molecular function: protein binding.
ACCACAAUAAUAACGUAGUUACUGUAACGCGUUACUUAAUAACGCGUUAGUCCCAACACUGCAUUUAUGACAGAAGAAAAGUAGCAAGAGUGAAAGGGAAAGUUUAUAAGAUGGCAGUGAGGCCUACUGUGAUAUAUGGUUUGGACACAAAGAAAGAAAAAGGUGGAGCAGGAGGUGCUAAGAUUUUCAUUGACGUUGACCAGGAUGGUGCAGUAUUAGAAAUGAGUGUAUCAGAUGGACACUUUGGAGAAACGGCUGACAUGGUCCUCCAUGUGCAGAGGAGGGAUACAGGAUACACCGGACAAAGAAUGUUGGAAGUUGGAAGAAGUUGGAAAAAGAGGAAUACCACGGAUAAGAUUUGUGGAUGUAGAGAAGGCAGAGAGAUGAGGAUGCUAGGGAUGGGGUGUUUCACUGUGGCAACGUCUAAAGGGAGCAGCCAAAAUAUGAAGAAGAAGAAAGCAGCUAUGCAUACAAUGAAGUCAUACAGUUUGUUAAUGAAGAAAUUUAAUACCCACAUCAAUAUGUUACUGCAGCUCAAGCUCAAGGUAAUUAUUUGGUUAAUAGUAGCUUAGUUCUUGGCCACAUGACUGAGGAGGAAGCUGAGUUGGAGCGUAUGGGCCUGUGCAGGUAAGACUAUGGGUACCCCUCACAUCUCUUUGGAGCUAAAAAGAGGUUAUUCUUUAGCUUGUAUAGGUAGUUGGAAAGCACGAUUCUGCUACAAUUAAUAUUAAUUUGUUGAGGCUAUUCUGCACUAACAGUCGAUCGUUUUUUGGGGGGAAACCUGGCAAAAAGUUCUUAAACAGCACUUUUCUACUCUAUCUAAACACUCAAAGUGCUUUACACAACAUGCCUAUAUCUAAGUUCAUUAAGUGCUUUUAUCUAACAUUCACACUCCAAUCAAGGCAUCAGAGAACACCUCAGGGUUCAGUAUCGUGCCCAAGGUUACUUUGGCACAAGGGCUACGGCAGCCAGGUACUGAAACACCAACCUUCCGAGUAGUGGCUGACUAGUCUACCUUCUGCACUACAGCCACCCCCAAUCUCUCCUGCUUUACUUCCAGCUUAAGUUAUUUUUGCACUUUUAUUACUGUAAUUAUGGAUUCUACCCUGUAGCCUGUAAAGGUGGCCCACUGCACAGGUUUAUUAAUUAUACAGGGUGUGACUGUGGAGUUUGGUUUUUAACCUGUGAUUUGGGGACUUGUGCAUGUGUGAGUGCAAGCCAAACUGCAACAGUUUGACAGUAUUGCCUCUCCUCUUGUGUUUUUUUUUUAAAUAAAAGUGCAACGUGAGUUAGGUCAGAUACCCCCAUUAAUACUUUUUAAAGCUAAAAAAGUUUUAAGUUGUAAGAAUUUUUUGAAGUAGUAUCAAAGAGCAACAACAAAAUGUUCACUCUGCCAACUCUGUAUUUUGCAGCAGGUUGUAAACAUGCAUUUUAAGGCUGUACCGUUAGACAUUUUAACAUGGCUGCCCGUGGGGACUGACUUUCGGAGGCAGCCUCAGGCACCAAGUGAAACAGCACUUUUUCUUUUUUUCAGCUUUGAAGGUUGCAUCCUUUUAGUAAACAAGCAAUUUCACAUUUUUCACGGACUUCUUACAUUUUCCAGAGUGGUCUGGGAUUAAUCGAUAGAACCAAAAAUUACUUUAUCGAUCCUGAAAACAGUUAGCAGCAGCCCUAGUUGGUCGUUAUUUUCAUUUUGAUCGACUAAUCGACCUCAGCGCGCACAACAAACUGCCUGUCUGCUGGCUUCCAUCUCCUAUUAAUUAAUAUCGACUGAUUGUCUGGUCUGUUGAGUAAUGACGGGGGAAAAGACGGUGAUGGUGAUGGUCCACUCUCUUUCAGCUCUGUGUCAUUUGGCAGAGCUGUGACAUGAACGUGUCCUUGUGGCAGAUGUUUGUGGUUACUUGAAAUGCUCUGGCUCUUAAGAGUAGAUCUCCUCCUCCUCUCUCCCUCUCUCUCUUUGUGUGUCUGUAUACUCCGCUAUAUUCAGCUCACUCCUCCAGUCGCGGUUACCGGGCGUGCGGUUGCCAGGAGAGACGCGCGUGCAGUGCAGUGUACAGUUUUAACGGCAGAGCGGCACGGGAUCUUCCCCGCCAUUUCCUCGUGUCGAGCCCUGGAAUGUCGAGUAGCGGCUCGGGCUCUUCCUCGCGGAAGGAGUUCGAUGUGAAGCAGAUCCUGAGAAUCCGAUGGAGGUGGUUCGGUCACCCCGCGGUCCCUCCGCCUCACUCCCCGCCGCUAGGAGACUACUUCCCCGGCAGGAGAGCGGGCGGCAGCUCCGGAGACGGACCCUCAGUUAGCGGCUCUAGCAACUCGAAUUCAAACAGCGUAAACCCCAGUGCGGGGAGUCACGGCGGUCUGGUGGCCAGUGGCAGCGCUGGGUCUAACCUGUGUAACGGCAGCGGCAGCAGCAGAAAGUUUGCUGAUCCGGCUGGGAGUCGGGGCGGUCCGGGAGGAGCGGCAGCUGGAGCGACGGGGAGCUCCUGUCCCCGCUCGUUCAGCCAGCCAGAGUGCCGAAGCUCCUCCGCAGCGCUGUCCUGGGUCUCCCCGCCGCCUCAACGUCGCUCUCGCCCCGUGACGAGCAUGGAGCCCCCCGGGGAGGCCCCUGCACCCCAGCUGGUGUCCGAGCCCCCCGGGGUUGAGGAGGAGGAGGCGGCGGCGGCGACAGCAGCGGUGGCGGCAGCAGCAUGCAACGAGGAGAACAACAACCACCCGGAAACAGACUCCAGCUCCUGCAGGACGUCUAACAGUAGUGCCACGCUGUCCUCAUGUGUGUCAAUGGAGCAGUGCGCGUGUCCGGAGGAGUGCAUGUUUACCGCUCUGUCCCAUGCUGAUGUCACCUUCCGCAAGAUGGAGGGCUACCUGCGGACUAGACAGCUUUGUGAUGUCAUACUGGUGGCUGGGGAGAGGCGAAUACCUGCUCACAGGCUUGUCCUCUCAUCUGUGUCUGACUACUUUGCUGCAAUGUUCACCAGUGAUGUGCGGGAAGCCAAGCAGGACGAGGUGAAGAUGGAGGGUGUAGACCCUGAUGCAUUGUGGGUCCUGGUGCAAUAUGCAUACACAGGCCGUCUUGAGUUGAGGGAAGACACCAUUGAGUCUCUGUUGUCAGCCUCCUGCCUGCUGCAGUUGUCAUCUGUAGUUCAGGCUUGCUGUUCCUUCCUCAUGAAGCAGCUCCACCCAUCCAACUGUCUCGGCAUCCGCUCCUAUGCUGAUGCUCAGGGCUGCCAUGACCUGCAUCGGGCUGCUCACGCCUACACCAUGGAGCACUUUCUGGAGGUGGUUGGAGGCCAGGAGUUCCUCCUACUACCAGUGGAGGAGAUGGAAAGGCUCCUCACAUCUGAUGAGAUUAACGUGCCGGAUGAGGAAACCGUGGUUACGUCUUUACUAACCUGGGUCCGUCAUGACGCUUCCACUCGACAACGCCACCUACCCCGGCUGCUGGCUCAUAUCAGACUCCCGCUGCUGCAACCACAGUUCCUAGCGGACCUUGAGAGCAACCCUCUCCUCCGGGAGAGUGUAGAGUGCCAACGCCUCCUGAUGGAGGGGAUGAAGUAUCACCUUUUACCCCAGCGUCGGCCCCUGCUUCAGAGCCCCCGCACUCGGCCUCGCAAGGCCACCGUAGGAGCCAUGUUCGCUGUGGGUGGCAUGGAUGCUACGAAAGGUGCCACGACUAUUGAGCAGUAUUGUUUACGUCGAGACACCUGGAGGCAGGUUGCCACCAUGAGUGGACGGAGACUACAGUUUGGUGUAGCAGUCCUCGACGGGCGUCUCUACGUAGUUGGAGGGCGAGACGGACUCAAGACACUCAACACUGUGGAGUGUUACAACCCACACAGCAAAACCUGGAGCGUCAUGCCCCCCAUGUCCACACACAGGCAUGGCCUAGGUGUGGCUGUUCUAGAGGGACCCAUGUAUGCAGUAGGAGGACACGAUGGCUGGAGUUACCUCAGUACAGUGGAAAGGUGGGACCCUCAAGGACGCCAGUGGAGCUUUGUUGCAAGCAUGGUUACACCUAGAAGCACAGUAGGAGUAGCUGUUCUCAAUGGCAAAUUGUAUGCAGUAGGAGGUCGUGACGGCUCAUCCUGCCUGCGUUCAGUGGAGUGUUUCGACCCCCACACCAACAGGUGGAGUGGUUGUGCCCCUAUGGCUAAAAGGCGUGGAGGUGUGGGCGUGGCCACGUGGCACGGGUUCCUGUACGCCAUCGGAGGCCACGAUGCUCCGGCGUCAUCCCUGGCAUCUCGGUUAAGUGAUUGUGUGGAAAGGUAUGACCCUCAGACAGAUGUGUGGACAGCUGUGGCUCCCAUGAGCAUCAGCAGAGAUGCCGUAGGUGUUUGUCUCCUUGGUGAUCGUCUGUACGCUGUGGGCGGGUAUGACGGCCAGGUGUAUCUCAAUACUGUGGAAGCUUACGACCCUCAGACAAAUGAGUGGAAACAGGUAGCACCUCUGUGUCUGGGCAGGGCAGGCGCGUGCGUGGUGGCUGUCAGACUGUGAAAGCACAACCUCACAUAGUAGAUGGCAGACUGUUCACCAUAUGGCUCGCAGACCCUCCUCUUUGCCACCGCCGACACUGCUGGGGACACCGAGAGGUCUUUCCGGCCACACCAGGAAACUGUUUGCGAACACUCUUCAGCAAAGACACAUUUUACUCUGCGUAAUGCCGACUAAUCCUUCAGAUUUUAGGCAGAUUAGGGUUCAGGUACAUGUCAGUAGCUCUCCGAUAAAGUUCUCACAUCCCGAUACUUUGUGCCACAGAAGUAAACUGCCAGAAAUACACAUGGCAGAGAGGAAAUCUGCAGUGUUUAUCCGAGCUCGACAGAACAGCUGUCCCACACAUACCGUACGUGCACGUGUAAAUCUACACGGCUGCUUUCAGCUCCCAUUUGUGCUGAGUAAAAAGGUGGAAGACAGAGCGAGAUUGUCAAAACUGCCUCAUCACGUUACGCUCUUCGUUUCUCCAAACAGUAUCUGAUGCUGUGUACUGAUGCUAUUUUAAGAUAGUCCCUAUUAUUUUUAUGCUGCAGUUGGCAAGUGCUCUUCUUCCCCUUGCUUUUUCCCACCGUUACCCGCCGACAGAUGAAAGAAAGACUUUUGACAUAAUCAGCACACCCUCACGAACAGCGAUUCUGUGAGGAACUACAAUUUUCAUGCAAAAACAUUUCAUGCUUCAUCAAAUAUUUCUGCGCAUAUGUCUUCCAUGUUGCAUCAGCUCACAUCUGAAGCCUCUGCAAUGCUGCGGUAUGAAGUUUAUCUCAGCUUUUUAAUAUUUUAUUUUUCUUUAAGUUGCGCCAGAAGAUUGUCCAACUUUUGACUUCGUUAUUUGUUUUUAACUGCCAUUUUUGCACAACUCUAGGUCCAUUAAGCAGAAUAUUUGGGUUUGAAGUGUGUGUGCGUGUGUGUGUGAGA